AUCUCCAUCGCUCGAGAUGCUCAAUUUUCCUCCUUCAAAUAAUUUGAUAAUAAUCAUAGAUUUAUCUGAUUUUAGAAUUUGAAAUUCUAUCAAGUACGUAUCAACUGUAUCAAAAUGAUCAAGUUUGGUGCCUCUACUUGAAGAAUUAUCAAGAUAUGAAUCCGUACACACAUCGUGUUUCCUUCUCUAGCUAAAGUUUCAACGGAUUUACCUAUUUCCAUCAUGUAAAUUUCACUGAAAUGAACGUAAAUCCUACUUGAACCAACCUAAAUAUUGGUUCGAAAUAACUCAUCUACCUAAUCAGUAUUCGUAAAAUCUCACCAACCAUGCUCACCAGAUUACUCAUAAUUCUACCACUGAUUUUCCACCAAAUCACCUGCAUGGAGAUCACAUUACCUUUCUCAAUACUCUCCAGGAAUCCGACAUUCGUAGACAAGACGUUAUUCUUAUCCGAGCUCUUCAACUGUGACGAUACCAGCAUAAUCCUAACAUCACCAAGGGGAUUUGGAAAAACCACCACGAUAUCGAUGAUCGAACUAUUCUCUAGUAUUGAUCUCAAAGAUGACGAUAUAAACUCCACUCAAUUCAAAGUGCUCGGUCACGUUGAUCCUUCUGCAAUCUUCCAGAAAACAUUGAUCGCUCGCGAUACCGAAUUCAUUCGCAGACAUCAAUCUCAAUACGUUGUUUUAAAAUUAGAUAUGGAAGUUGAUUUCCCCGAUCACCAAAUUACUUCCGAAUCAAUUCGAGAUAAAUUACUCGACGUUUUACUAGAAGGAGUCAAAAAAUACUCGACGAUUUUACGAAAUCAUAAUACUCAAUACUGCCAAGAUCCCAGCAAGGAUUCGAAUUCAUCCACUAAUUUGAUUCCAGCCGAAGCCGAAGUUCAAUUCUUGAAUGAGUUCUUCUCCAGAAACAUCUCCGUUUCUGAUAUUUCACUGGCUUUACGUGAAAUUAUACAGAUUCUAUCGAGAUGCCUCGGUCGAAAAGUAAUCCUACUUGUCGAUAACUACGAUCACGUUGCUGCAGGAUUUCUGUCCAAGAACACAAACCUCGAACUCGAGAAAUUUUACCACGAAUUAAAUACGAUGUUGCAUUACGUUUCAGAUUUAUUCUCAACGUCCACCUGUAUGUUUAAAGCACUGAUAAUGAGCAUCUCUGCAGCUCCAUUGAGAUGGGGAGUAAAACCAAAAUUCGAAUUUGAAACCAUCUUCAAACACUACGAGUUCCUGGGAUCGCAUCGUUUCGUCGACUUCAUCGGAUUGAACGAAACCGAAGUCGAACAACUAGUAACAAAGUUUCAUCUCGAAGCCGAUGAAAAACUGAUUCUAUCAACGUACUACGACGCCUACCGAACGUAUCCAGACAGCGACGUCUACCACAAAUAUCCAGACAGCAAGAAGAUCUACAACCCGAGACAUCUCACACGUUUCAUCAAACUUUAUCGUAAGCAAGUGAUAGGAAACGAAGUACUAUCGAACGUGUACAAAGAAUCCUUCAAAUACAUCGGUUUCAUCGGCGAACAUUUGAAUAAUCGAUCUAAACUGGAGUUGGAAUUACUCGCAGUUAUCUCCAAUCAAUCCCUAUCAUUGAAUUACCGUUACACUCCUCCAUUUUAUUUACCAAUAGUCAAAGAAAUCAUGAAUUAUCGGUUUUCCAGCGAAUUGGCUAUCACCAAGAUGACGUGGUCUUAUUUAUUCGAUCUAGGAUUCUUGACUCCUUUUAUAGGCAAUUUAUCUACUCGUAAACCCUAUAUUUACAAAAUUGCUAAUCAAGAAGCUCAACGCGUUUUGUACAAAUUACUCAUCGAGUAUCAUAACGAAUCCAGACUACCGUUCAACGAAGUAGGUAAAUGUUCCCAGCAGUUCGUUGUAAAAGACGUCAUACUGAAUAAGCAAUCCAUAGCGAGCCUAUUCGGUCUGGUGGAAAUGCUCUUAGGGAGAUGUAUCAACAACACAGCUCAAUAUGGACGUUCCAAAGACAACGAAUUGAGGUAUCAAUCCAUCUUGUACGCGUCUUCGUCGCAGUUUGCCAACUCCGAGUUCUUCGUUUCGACGAUGCAGUUCCGUAAUCGAGCCAAUGAUACGUUUUACGGAGUGUAUUAUUAUAAUACGAACGAGAAGGUUUGUUCGAUAGUGAUAACGAGGAAUUGCGAUGAACCUGGUAAAGUAGAAGAUGUCUUGCUGAACGAAGCUGCGACUUCGUAUUCUCUUCCUCAUGCUGAAGUGAAGCAUAUCAUGUAUGCGGUGGUCAAUGUGUUCAAGGAUGGGCAUUUGGAGACAUUUUAUGUCACCUAUGAGAGAUGUUAAUGAUUGAAUAGAAGCUUUUUCUAUCCACUUGAAUGUUCAAAAGAAAAGAACAAAUUUCCUGAAUCAGCAUCUCUGGAAUUAAAUAGGUACCCAGUUUCGGAGUUGUAAAUCCUCGAAUUCAUGUUCAAAAAAUUCCCACUACUUACUCCACAGUUCAAAAUACUCUCAACUUGCAAUAUUCCCAUCAACGCACGUGAACUUUCAUUAACAGAAUUACCAUCCUACGUAAAUAAAUUGGCAAUAAACCGCGUACCUACGUACGUUAUUGGACGAGUAUUCGAUGUGAAUAAACUUUCCAGUACCUACGCGGUGAAAACAUCAUACUCGUAAAAUGUAUAUAAGGAAGUCGGUAUACACACAUAGGUCGAUUUUGACCUUAAGAAUUACCAAGGACAACGCGACGACUACUCCAUAGACACAAAUCAGAGAUCGGUGUAGCUCGUUUCAACACUCGAUAGAAAUUCAUUGUUGAAUAGCAUCCAAAUAGCAUUAAUUUUAAAACAAUCUAUUCUUAAAUUAACCCGUUAAAAAUGUUCGAAUCGGUGCCAAACAAAUUUAUAAUUACGUUCGGUAACAUUACCGAAAAAAUAUCUUUUGUUUUGGAAAUUGGAAUAAAUUUUUCAAUUCUAA
This is a messenger RNA of Planococcus citri (citrus mealybug), 2936 nucleotides long. RefSeq lists its product as uncharacterized. NCBI's taxonomy places the organism in Eukaryota, Metazoa, Arthropoda, Insecta, Hemiptera, Pseudococcidae. The transcript is spliced from 2 exons. The coding region runs from base 327 to 2306 and encodes 659 amino acids. The record is from RefSeq and is a predicted model, not a curated record.